GCGCGGAGCUCAUGACACACAUAACCACUGUACUGGGCAGCUGUAGAUAUAUUACAUGUGUAUGUCGUGAUAAAAAGACAUGCUGAGUUUCAUAUAGUCACGCCGAUGUUAUUAUUCGACUUUACAAAAACACGAACUAAACCGAACAAACGUUGAGAAAUAAUGUACUGUUACGCUUACAUUGUUAGCUACCUCUGGCUAAUAUUUUGGUAGAAAAGCCGCGGGGAUCACCGGCUAACUUCAGCUGUUAGACAAAACAAAACAAAACAAAACAUAACCGUAGUUACAAGCAGACUGAUGUUAGGUAACUUGCUUAAUCUAUAAACACUUGGUCUGUUAUUUACUAGCUUAAUUAGCUUGUUUAUAACGUUACUGGCACAUUUAACGGUACGGUGUUGCAUAAAUUUGAACGAGCCGGAGUUUUCUGUUGCAUGGUUUUAACCGGUUACGUGCUGAACUCGCUGUGUGUCCACAUGCCAUCGGAAGCAGUGCGUCUGGGUCGGAAGCGGCCUGUGCCCGCCUGCCCCAACCCGCUCUUCCUGCAGUGGCUCACUGAGAUGCGCGAUCACGCCAAAGAGAAAGGCCUCAAGACCCAGUACGUCUAUCAGAAGGCUAUAAAUUCUUUAAAAAAGUAUCCGCUGCCACUGAAAAACGGUAAAGAGGCCAAAAUCCUGCAGAACUUUGGGGACGGAAUCUGUAAGAUCCUGGACGAGAGGCUUGAGAGACAUUACCGAGAAAACGGUGCCAAUGCUCCUGUCCACUGCCUCCCACGUAGUGCUGAACCCUGCAGCAACAACCUGCCUUCCACCAAACCAUCAUCACACUUUCCUAACUUUCCUGCUACAAAGGGUGGAAGAAAUAUGAGCAAGGCUGAGGGUGAUGCAGGACAGAAGAAGGGAGGAAAGAAGAAGAGGGAGUAUGUGCCCCAGAAGAGAUCAGGAGCCUAUGCUGUUCUUCUUACAUUGUACAGACAUUCACAGAUACCUAGCAGUAAAGGUUUCAUGUUUAAAAAUGAACUGCAGACUGAGGCGCAGUCCCUCUGUGACAAAUCCUUCACUGUACCUGAUCUAGGUAGUAAAUACACUGCGUGGUCUUCAGUAAGCACCCUCAUUCAGAAAAACCUGCUUCUGAAGACACACAACCCUGCCAGGUACUCCUUGACAGAGCUUGGUCUGGCUCUGGCAGAAAGACUGGAGUCUGGAGAGAGAGGGGGAGAUGAUGGACAAGAAGAGGAGGAGGAGAAGAGUGAGGCUGAGGACUCAGAGGAUGGACCAGUUACCGUAGACCUGACUCAGGAUGAAGACAAAGAAGAACAUGAAGGUGAAGACAGCUGCAUCCCAAGAGAUGGGUCUAGAACAGCAGUCUCAGUAACACAUGCAGGGAGUGCUGCACCUGACUCUGAUCUCUCAGAAAAGUGUCACAGCUCAGAGACAGGGAGAGCCGCAUAUCUUCUCCCUGGAUCCUAUGACAUUGUGUUGUGUGUUGACUUUAUUGAGACCACUGGAGGAAACACGGCACGCAAACAAGAAUUGGUCAAGGAGCUACAGAGAAACGGUGUGACCUUUGACAUCAGGAAACUAAAUGUGGGAGACUUCCUAUGGGUUGCUCGUGAGAAAGUAGCACCUGUGCCUGGUCAGUUGCGUCCACCUGUGGCAAAAGAGCUGGUCCUUGAUUACAUCAUUGAGAGGAAGCGGAUAGAUGAUCUGUGUGGAAGUAUAAUGGAUGGGCGUUUCAGAGAACAGAAGUUCCGUCUGAAGAGGUGUGGUCUGCAUAAGCCCAUCUACCUGGUGGAGCAGUGUGGUUCAGCAGCAGCACACCUCAGUCUACCAGAGAGCACUUUGCAACAAGCUAUAGUUAAUACACAGGUGGUAGAUAACUUCUUUGUGAAGAGAGUUCAGGAUGUUAAGGAAUCAGCUGCCUACCUCACAGUCAUGACCAGAUAUCUGCAGAAACUUUAUCAGAAUCGGACAUUGUACUACCGAUCUAGAGAAUUGGAAGGAGAUGGAGAGUGUGACGUGGAGAAUGGAGGCAGGGAAAGGGAAAACCCCCGCUGCUCGCUUAUCUCUUUCACAGAGUUCAACUAUGGAGCUUUGAAAAACAAGUGUCAGACAGUUAGAGAGGUUUUUGCCCGACAGCUGAUGCAGAUCAGUGGAAUCUCUGGUGACAAAGCAGCUGCCAUAUUGGAGCACUACAGUACAGUAUGCAGUUUAUUGAAUGCAUACAACCAGUGUUUCACUGAGGCAGAGAAAGAAAAGCUCCUCUCAUCCAUCAAAUAUGGCAAACUUAAAAGAAAUAUUGGGCCAGCUCUUAGCCGGACUGUAUACCAGCUUUACUGUACAGAUGGACCGCUGUCAUGACCACACACUGUAUUCUUUAUCAUACUUCAUCAAACUGCAAUGCAAUGCAGUAUGCUGUUUAUUCCCUAACCUAUUUUAGAGGAAAAUAUUUGAGUCAAAUAAAGAUUUACAUUUUGUAUAGCCUAUAUCAUUGUAUUACUGGGGAUGAAAAAUGAAAAUGGCUUGGGUAAAGUAAUAGGGAGUACAGUGACUGCAUUUUGCUGCUUCACAUUGUUGUCUAUUUUCAUUAUAUUUGCACUUUUUUUGUUUACCCAUGACAUUACGUAAAAACUUGCUUAGUGGAGAUGCACUUACUCUCUGAAGCACAGAGUGUUGGAGAUUAAAAACAGUUCUGGCAUUAGCCGAGCAGGUGCAUUGUGAGGAAAUCAUGGUCGCACUGAGUAAAGGCUAGACAGGUAGAUGACGUCAGUGCGUACAGAAGGAUAUAAUUUAUAGGAAAGUCUCCAUGGCUACGUCCCAAACCACCUACUAUUGUAUUAAUUAGUAUGUCAGAAUAUCUUACCGGUGAUACCCUCUUUAGUAGGGUAUAGUAUGUGGGUUUGGACGUAGCCCAUGUGUAUCUAUUGUUCCUCUAUAGGCCAGGAGAGCGGAGGGAGACCUCUGAUGACGUGCUCAAGGAGAACAGCAUCAUACAAAAAAAAAAAAAAAAAAAAAAAAGAGCAAAAGAAAAAAAUAA
Messenger RNA from Pangasianodon hypophthalmus (striped catfish), 3033 nucleotides. RefSeq names its product MUS81 structure-specific endonuclease subunit (gene mus81). Gene Ontology annotation, molecular function: DNA binding; crossover junction DNA endonuclease activity; 3'-flap endonuclease activity. NCBI's taxonomy places the organism in Eukaryota, Metazoa, Chordata, Actinopteri, Siluriformes, Pangasiidae. The record is from RefSeq and is a predicted model, not a curated record. Gene Ontology annotation, biological process: resolution of meiotic recombination intermediates; DNA catabolic process; mitotic intra-S DNA damage checkpoint signaling. Gene Ontology annotation, cellular component: Holliday junction resolvase complex; nucleus. The transcript is spliced from 16 exons. Bases 432 to 2357 code for a protein of 641 amino acids.